UCCCUCCGCGGCACGCAGCGUGGCUGCUCGUUGGCUACUUAGAGCGGAAGCUCGGUUGGUGUCUCUCCAGAAGUUUCCCCCUCGGGCGGCGCCGAAGCUGGUAACCUCCGUAGUAGCAGCUGCAGCAACACAACAUUGACUAGUAGAGAUGGCGGCGGCUGCAGCUGGACCUGCAACAGCCCAAACGUUUUGCCGGAACUUCUCAGAUGCUCUGAUUGACGAGGACCCCCAGGCGGCCUUAGAGGAGCUGACUAAGGCCUUGGAACAGAAACCGGAUGAUGCACAAUAUUAUUGUCAAAGAGCUUAUUGUCACAUCCUUCUUGGGAAUUACUGUGAUGCUGUUGCUGAUGCAAAGAAAUCUCUUGAAUUUAAUCCAAAUAAUCCCACUGCUAUGCUGAGAAAAGGGAUAUGUGAAUACCAUAAAAAAAACUAUGCUGCUGCUCUGGAAACAUUUACAGAAGGACAGAAAUUAGAUAGUGCGGAUACUGAUUUUAUUGUCUGGAUUAAAAGGUGUCAAGAAGCUCAGAAUGAGUCACAAUCAAUGGCGUCUGUAUCCCAGAGGACUCCUCAGUCAAAAAUCAAGUAUGACUGGUAUCAAACAGAAUCUCAAGUAAUCAUUACACUUAUGAUUAAGAAUGUUCAGAAGAAUGACGUAAAUGUGGAAUUUUCAGAAAAAAAGUUGUCUGCUUUGGUGAAACUUCCUGCUGAAGAGGAUUACAAUUUGAAUCUGAGACUUCUUCAUUCUAUAAUACCAGAACAGAGUACGUUUAAAGUACUUUCAACAAAGAUUGAAAUUAAAAUGAAAAAGUCAGAGGCUGUGAGAUGGGAAAAGCUCGAGGGAGAAGAAGAGCCUAAGCCAAAACAGUUCGUAGCAGAUGUAAAGAACCUAUAUCCAUCAUCAUCUCUAUAUACAAGAAAUUGGGAUAAAUUGGUUGGAGAAAUCAAGGAAGAAGAAAAGAAUGAGAAGUUGGAGGGAGAUGCAGCUUUAAACAAAUUAUUUCAGCAGAUCUAUUCAGAUGGUUCUGAUGAAGUGAAACGUGCCAUGAACAAAUCAUUUAUGGAGUCUGGUGGUACAGUUUUGAGUACCAACUGGUCUGAUGUAGGUAAAAGAAAAGUUGAAAUCAAUCCUCCUGAUGAUAUGGAAUGGAAAAAGUACUAAAUAAAUUAAUUUGCUAUUACUGUAUUGCAUAUAUUCACCUAAUGCCCAUUGUGUAUUAUUAAUAUUGCAUUCUUGAAUUUUGAACACUGAGUAUCUUUUUCAAAGAUUAUACCUCUUUACCUCUCUGUGCUUUAGAAAUUAUUUUCCUUCAAGUGUUCAAAGAGUCUAAUGAAGAAUAUAGGUCAUAUUUUAUCACUCUAUCCUUGAGGAUUUUAGACAUGCUGAGAUGGAGUGAGGUAUCAUUUGCUACUAGAUAGAUUAGUUCUAUCUAGUUGUGGGAAUGGAGAAAUUGUCCAUUGGGUAUCUUGGGUUAUUGCCUUAUUUUUGAUGCAGUGUUCUGUUAAUAAUUUAUCAGACUUGGCAACUUUGGGUGAGCAUAGACUUUUCAACUUCAGUGUUAUAUUGUUUGCUUUAAAACUGCUUUUGAAUUGAAUUGUAAAUACAGUUUUUUCUGUGAAGAAGUUUGGCUUAUUUACCUUUUUCUUAAGUUUUUAAUGAGAAAUUAUUUAUCACAGGGAAUUCCCAUUUGGUUCUUUUUAUGAGAAGUCUUUGUAAUUGCACUGGGAUUUUGAUCCUUAUCUUCCAAAUUCCUGUAUAAAACACAGACACCUGAGUUUAAUUAACAUGCUGCAAAUUUAACUGUACUGAAAGCCAAUCUGUGAAGAUGAGAACAGAGUGAUUUAAGGAAGCCCAACUUCACUUCGUGCUGCUUUUGCCUUACCAGGAUUCCUGAAAUUAUAGCACUGGUGGUUUAGUUUGGUUUUUGUAGGAUUUAUUUAUUUUUUCUUUAUUAGAAAACUUUUUCAUAUCCAGUGGUUACUUUGGUUUCAGCGGUUUAGGGUAGCUGCUAAGAGAGUAAAUUAAUAUGUACCUAUUUAGUAUUAUUUAGUAACAUUUUAUGAUCAGGCACUACUCUGCCUUCAUAGCUGAGGAUAGGAUAAACGGAAGGUAAAUUUGCCAUCAUUUCAGCCUCUGAAAGAGUGAGAAUUUAGCCUCUUCUAGUCAUUUGAUAAUGAAGUUUAGGGUUGUUCAUAAGGAAAAUGGUGGAGUGAUACCAGAGUAUGCCCAUCCUGUUGUUACAGCUAUUUAAGCAUCGGGGGAGAGGGGAAUGUCAGAGUGUUCACUUGUCCUUUUUGCCCGUUUGGAGUACAGGUUACAUUUCUUUGUUCUUGAACACUGAAGGUAAAGGUACAAUUACGUUCUUGAUUGUAUGAAUUUCUAAAAUUUUCCCCUUAGGGAAACUAUUAGUGAAUUUUUCAUUCUCUAUGUUAAAUUUUCUCAAUACCAUUAGCCCUAAGGGAUCGGUAGGAUAUUGCUGCAGAGGUGAUGUCAGGGAAGAAUACAGCACUACACCAGAGAUAAGAAUCUUAGUUCUAGUAAGUCUCUGCCACCUAGUGGCUUUAUAAUCUUCAACAGGUUUAGCCUUUCUGUCUUAGUUUCUGUGUCUGUAAAUAAUCUAUAGGUCUUAGAGUUAUAAGUAGAAGCCCAUGAUUCUAAAUACAGAAACAUUUUUGCCAAUUAAGAAUAACUUUUUUUUCCCCUUAGGAAUGACACUACUAUAAUAGAAAUUUAUUUUUUUGUUUUAAAUUUAGUACUAGUUUUUCUUGUAUUUUAAAGGAUACAUUAUAUAUAGUUUGUUUAUUGGCGAGGUUUUUUAAAAUUUUAAAAUAUAGUCCGGUCGUCGUAGCUCAGUGGUUGAGUGUCGACCUAUGAACCAGGAGGUCACGGUUCUAUUCCCAGUUAGGGCACAUGCCCAGGUUGUGGGCUCGAUCCUCAGUGUGGGGCAUGCAGGAGGCAGUCUGUCAAUGAUUCUCUCUCAUCAUUGAUUUUUUUUUCUUUUCUAUUUUUUUUUUUUAUUGAUUUCAGAAAGGAAGGAAGGGAAAGAGAGAGAGAGAAACAUCAAUGAUGAGAGAGAAUCAUUGACUGGAUAUCUCCUGCACAGCCCCUACUGAGGAUUGAGCCCACAACCCAGGAAUGUGCCCUUGACUGGAAUCGAACCCAAGACCCUUCAGUCUGCAGGCUGACGCUCUAUGCCCUGAGCCAAACCAGCUAGGACUCAUCAUUGAUGUUUCUACCUCUCGCUAUCCUCCCUUCCUCUAUGAAAUAAAAAUAUAUUUUAAAGAUUUUUUAAAAAAUUAUAAAAUAUAUCUGAUCUAGAUUUAUUAUAAAGAAGGGAAUUUGAAGUAGUUUAGACCACUGUCCUAAAGUACUGCUUCUCUUUCCUCAUACAUAAUGAAAAUUUGUAAGCCUCCAGAAAGUUUAAACUUCAUUUUGAUUAAGAACCUUGUAACUUUAUCCUUAUUUUCUACUCUUAGCUUAGCUAUCAUUAAUUGGUCUCACUUUCUUUCUAGACUCCCAUUUCCAGUUCUCAAUUUUUUUAUCUCAGCAUUCUUGGUUAAUCUUUUGUUUCUUUGAAAUGUACAUUUUUUCACUUAGUAUUUAUUUUUAAGGUUCAAUCCUGGAAGCCUUUUCUUUCUUUUUUCUUAAUCUUAAAUUCUUCAUCUAUUCUCCUGAUUUCUGUCAUCACCUAUACCUUGAUGAUUUCCCAGAACUUUCCCUCUAUCUUCAAAGAAUGGGAUAAUCUACUUCUUUGAAUUCUACUAUCAAGGAAUCUCUUAGUUGGCUAUAACAUAGGUUUGAAACAUCAGGGUCCAUUUCAAUAAUUCUGUCUUGUAUCCUAACCCAUUUGUAAUUGGUUGCUAACUAAUAAGUUCACUCAUUAAUAUUGGCAAUUACUGGUCAUUUACAAAAAAUAAUCUGCUUUAUCUUUAUAUGGAAUGCAGAAAAAGGAUGGCUUGCAUUAACUACAUUUUUUUUUUUUAACAUUUUCAUGUUUUAGAUUUGUGAUAUUCACUAACUGCAGAACACUGAAUUAUUAUGGUUGCUGUCUUCCUGACUUUGGGAGAGAAUUUCUUAGUAGGCUACUAGGAUAGGACAAGGAAGAAAAAAGUUGCACUGUCCCAUAUAAAUUUUCUAGAUAAAUUUCAACAAACAUUUAAAAUGGGGAUAUGUUACUAUUGUUAUAAAUAGUCAAAUUUAAUUUUAAUUUAGUUCAAUAAUUGCAUAUUUGGUUAUCCUUUCCCACAUUAUCUUUUUUUCUUCUCCAGUUAUGUACAUUAUCACUUUAUGCCAUUGAUCUCUGAGAUACAUCACUGACCCAGAGCAGUAUUGCCUAUUAACUUACUAUCUGAUCCUCCCAGUGCACUUUAAUUCUAUUGGGAUCUUCCUAGUCCACAUUAAUGUGCAUUUUUCUGACUGGUAGCUAUUACUGACAUUUCCAAAAAUGUUAGAAAGUUUCUGGGUGGUAUGUGUGCGUGUUUUGUUACAAGAGCUACUUUUCUUUGUAACCAGCCCUAAAGAAGUUUACCUCUAUACUCAUACCUGCUAUUAUAGUGCCAUAGGAAUAUAGAUUCUGGUUAUCUCUGUCUCGGAGGAGCCAAGGAAAAAAUAAUAGUAAAAGCUAAAAGGACAAAAUAAUGGUUUCUGUGCCAGGGAGUCAUGUGUAGUUUUAUUUUUUUAAUUGUUAUUUUAAAAAUAAUUUUAGUUUUCAAUUACAGUUGCUAUACAAUAUUAGUUUCCAGUGUACAUCAUAGAGAUUAGCCAUUUAUAUAAUUUAUUUAUCAUCUCAAUAUAUCUAGUACCCAUCCAGUACCAUAGUUACUAGAAUAUUAUUGACUAUAUUCCCUAUGGUGUACUCGACAUCCUUGUGGCUGUUUUUAUAACUAGCAGUUUGCACAUCUUAAUCUCCUCGUUUUUGGUUAGUCCACACCCGAGGAUAUUUUUUCCAUUGAUUUUUAGAGAGAGUGGAAGGGAGGGGGAAAGAUAAAGAGAAAUAUUGAUGUGAGAGAGACACAUGGAUCGUUUGCCUCCUGCACUGGGAUCGAACCUGUGACCUUCAGUCCGCAGGCCGACGCUCACCACCUUGCUGAACCUGCCAGGACUCCUUCUUCCCCUUUUUAAUAAGUGGGAUCAUCAACAUUGAUCUUGUUUCCUUUGUCUCCAACUAUGCAUAUUCUGUUGUAAGAUCAGUUUGUACACAGUAAUCUCUAUAACAAGAGAUUUUAUUUUGGAAAUGACUGAGAACUUGUGGGCAAAUUGGAGAUACUGAAUUACAGAUGUUAUUAUUUGGAGUCAUCCUUGUGAUUUGCUUCUGAAAUUAUUUUAACUCUUAGCUUCUCUUCCUACCUCAGUGAACUUACCCCGCCUCCCCCAAACAGCUAAAAUCAUAUGUAUUGCUAACCCCUUAGAGCAAUAACAGUGGUAGCUAUUCUGUACUAGAACUUUUUAUGUGCCAGGUGUCACUAAGUGCUUUAUAUACUCUACCUCAUUUAUGAAACCAUUGUAAAGUAGUAGUAGCAUGCUGUUAGUACAUAUUUUUAAAAAUGAGGCUAAAGGUAAGUUGUUUGCCCAGAUUCAUUCCAUCGAUAAGUGAGGAGGAAGCUGGGAUUUGAAUCCUGGCCUGUCAGACUCUCGUGCCCAUGCAUUUAACAACUGUGACUCCCACUUCAGGCAAAUGAGUUGGGUGUGGAAUGAUUUUUAUUAAUAAAUCAACUUUUUUACAAUGAAGCAGAGAAUGUGCGGGUUGAAUUGUUUAAUUUUUCUUGUACAUGGGGUGGAAAGGUAUAUUCUUAAAGUUCAGAAUAUUAUCAGUUUCCUAAGUAGGAAAGCUUAUUAAGAAUAUAAACCUUUUGCCUCUUACCUGAAGUAGUCCUGAUUUGUGUUGAAAGUGCUAUUUUUCUCAAACCCAGAUAAUUAAGAGAAAAAGGUACCAUUAUAACUCCUAUAGGUGUAAGAAGACUGGCAUGUUAUGAUGAUCAACUUUUUUUUAAAUGUGGGCACUCUCACACUAGUUUUUAUUAUACAAAUAAAGGCUAAGAUUGUUUUUUCUUAAAUACAUUUAUUAGGUUUAGUGUAUCACUGAUUUUUUCAAUAAAUUUGGAAUGAUUCAGGUUUAGUUCCUUUGUUCCAAUCAUGUUAGCAUUGUAUAUACACUGAGUGUCCAGAUUAUUAUGACCACCUGACAUUUGUAGGCAAAUUAGCUAUAAUUUUGCGCAGAAGUUGCUAUAGGGCCAGACCAUUAUAAACAGGGAAGCAGGUUGUUUACCAUGAUAGUAGAAGUGAUUUUUUUCUAAAGAUAUGGGUAAACAAUGCAAUUUAACAGCCUUUGAAUGUGGGAUAUAUACUAUUAUGAGUGGCCAGAUUAUUAUGAUCACCCCAUCAGUACUUCGUUGGGCCACCUUUUCCCUUCAAUACUGCGGUGAUUCUUCUUGGCAUUGACUCCACGAGAUGUUGAAAGGUGAUGCGAGGAAUCUGACACCAUGCCUGAUGAAUAGCACUGUCCAGUUCUGUGAGAUUUGAUGGUUGUGGAACCAGCUGCCUGAUGGCUCUUUCAACUUCAUCCCACAAAUGCUCGAUUGGAUUGAGAUCUGGUGAUUAUGGGGGCCACCUAAGCAAGGUAAAGUCUCCCUCAUGUUCUUGAAAGCACUCCUGCACAAUAGGAGCUCCGUGGCAUGGUGCAUUGUCUUGUUGGAAGAAGCCAUCUCCAUUGGGAUACGCCAUCAACAUGAUAGGAUGAACUUGAUCAGCAACAAUACUUAGGUAUGUUGUGCUAUUCAGACGUUGUUCCACACGAAUUAAAGGGCCCAAAUCAUGCCAGGAAAACAUGCCCCAAACCAUAACACUGCCCCCACCAGCUUGAAGGGUUGUACUCAUGCAUGUGGGGUGCAUGCUUUCAUGCUGUUUCCUCUAAAUUCUCACUCUGCCAUCUGCAUGAUGCAACUGGAAACAUGAUUCAUCAGACCACAUGACUUUUUUCCAAUGCUCGACUGUCCAAUCCUUGUGUUCCUGUGCAAAUUGGAGACGUUUUAUCUUGGUAACUGCAGACAGCAAAGGUGUUUGAACAGGCCUUCGGCUUCCAUAUCCCAUACGAUGCAGUGUAUGGCUAAUUUGCUUACAAACGUCAGGUUGUCAUAAUAAUCUGGCCACUCAAUAAUAUAUAUCCCACAUUCAAAGGCUGUUAAAUCGCAUUGUUUACCCAUAUCUUCAGAAAAAAAUCACUUCUGUCGUGGUAAAGAACCUGCUUCCCUAUUUAUAAUGGUCUGGCCCUCUAGCAACUUCUGCGCGAAAUUAUAGCUAAUUUGCCUACAAAUGUCAGGUGGUCAUAAUAAUCUGGCCACUUAGUGUAUAUUCUGAAUUUCAUCAUGUCCAGAAUCUUCUAAAUGUUACCAUUGCUGUGCCUUCGAAUUUGAAUUUUUAAUUCUUUGCAUUGAGACUUUUCAUACCAAUCACAUUGACUUUAUUUUUUCUUACGAUAUAGGAUUUCAUUACACAAAAAGAUGCUUUAAAAACAAUACCAUUUACCCAAAGGCAAUUUUUUUUAUAUCAAAAAGGAGUUAGGAAAAUAAUCUUCAAUGCCUAUAUAUGGGCUUUAAAAAACCAUACUCUACAUGCAGCUAAAUAGUAGUAAACUAUUGCACAUACUAUAUGCUUAAUGCUGUGUUAAGUGCAUGAAAAGGCAGUAUUGCUUAUUGGUUGCUUGAGAUCAAAUCCUGGCUACAUUGUUUACCUAGCUGAGUGACAGUGGUCAGGUAUUUGAUGUCUGUGCCUCAGUUUUCUUAUCUAUAAAAAUGGGCUGUUAUGAGUUCUUUCAAUCCAGAAGCUCUAAAAAUCAGAUUUGUGUGUAUAUAUGACUCUGUGGUACAAAACCUGAUGUGAACCCAGAACAUGAGUAGUCAUAUUUUGUUGCAGAAACAUAAAUAUGUUUAACUACAGAAUGUUUGCACAGAUCCUACUGAGGUGGUUACAAAAUAGAUGAUAUACCUAUAUUCUGAAAAACAAAAUUCUGAAUUCAGAAACACAUGGCUCCAGGGUUUUGAAAGAAUUAUGUACUUGUCUAUGUAAAGAGCAAUGCUUCAAGUUACAGAUAGCAUCAGCUUAUUGUAUAAGCUUUUAGACUGAGAGGUUUAAAUCCUAUGGAAAGCCUUUCUGUUAUAUAAGUUGAGUCCUUCAAGAUUCAGGAUUCUGUAUGAGGAAAGUAUAUCUGCUGGUUAAAAUUUGUUAAUAUAGUUUAAAAUUUUAUGCUUUAAAAGCAUAAGAGUUCAUAGAAAAGUUUUUUGCUUUCUGUGAAUAUUUUAAUUUACUUAAGCAGAACUUAAAUAUUAAAAGUAUUUUCAGCAGUACCUUAAAAAGAAUCACAAAGUGUUACUGGUGUCAGAAGAUACACUUACGUAGGAUGUUAAGGCACUUCCUUUCAGAAAUUCUCUGAUUUUAAUUCAAAUCUCAAAACAGUAAUACUAUUAGGGUUUAUAAAAACAAGGUGCAAAAACACUCCCUUUAAAACCAUGAAUUCUGUCCUAUUUCCAUCAGUGUAGAGAAGCUGAUAGAUGUUUUUUGCAAGAGUUGAGUUCACCCCCCGCCC
Myotis daubentonii (Daubenton's bat) is the source of this 8576-nucleotide messenger RNA. It is a transcript of the gene SUGT1, whose product is annotated as SGT1 assembly cochaperone of MIS12 kinetochore complex. The record is from RefSeq and is a predicted model, not a curated record. Gene Ontology annotation, molecular function: protein-folding chaperone binding. NCBI's taxonomy places the organism in Eukaryota, Metazoa, Chordata, Mammalia, Chiroptera, Vespertilionidae.